AUGGAGAUGUGGACCAGGCUGUGCCCUUGGAAGCAGCGGUCAUGUGUCGAUCCACUCAAUUGUUCCGACUCGGGAAAGCAGAGUUCCACAGUGCAGCGGUGCAGUUCCAACCAGUUAACCUCUGCAGAAGACGUGCUGAACAAAACUGCUUGCUUCCAAGAUAAAAUGUGUCAGAAUUUCAGCAUGGAAAGUGAUAUCAAGGGCAUGGAAACCUUUACAAACACGGUUCUCAAUCAUUCACUGCUGGAAACCAUGAACACAAAUGAAAGGCUGAAGGUAGUAACAGCCACAAUGGACCUUGUGGACAAUAUGGCCAUGGCGAUAGCUCUCACUCUGCCCAGUUCAAAAGUGAAGACCAUCACAACAGAUUCAUUUGUUCUGAAGGUCCAGGUGAUUGAAAAGAAGAAUAGCAGUGAGGACCAGUUGGUGGAGAUGCAGAUUAAGGGCAAUGUCAUGAAGAUAUUCUGGAGUUCAAUCACUGGAGGCACUAACCCUGGGUUUGUGGCUAUUUCCUUUCUCGUAUACGAAGACAUGGAAUCCUUAUUGAACAGAGAGAUUAAAGGAGGAAACUCAUCUGAGAGGACGGUCCCAUUAAAAUCCAAGGUGGUCUCAGCCACGAUCAGCAACAAAGUUGCCAGCUCCAAGCUGCAAGAAAUAGUCAAUUUCACUCUGGAACUCAACCAGACACAGGAACAGAAAGACAACGAGAAGCCAACGUGUGUGUUUUGGAAAACGACGGAAGAGGAAAGUGUCUGGUCCCAUGAGGGUUGUGUAACGUAUGGUUUCAAUCAGACAUACGUGGACUGCCAGUGUGAUCACCUCACAAGCUUUGCUAUUUUAAUGGCUCCUGUUGAUCUUGAGGAUGACCGACACUUGAAGGUGAUCACCUACAUCUGCCUCAUCAUCUCUCUGCUGUGCCUCGCCGCCUCCAUCGCCAUCUUUGUCAACUGCAGCUCCAUCCAGAACGCCAACACCACCGUCCACAAGCAUCUGAGCUUCACCCUCUUCCUGGCACAGUUCGUCUUCCUGAUAGGAAUGCCGAUUAAACACGAGGUGGUGUGCGGCCUGAUCGCAGGCUGUUUGCAUUACCUCUUCCUCGCUGUCUUCAUCUGGAUGUUCCUGGAGAGUUUGCAGCUUUUCAUCAUGUCCAGACACCUCACUGUCACAAACUACAGUCGCACGCAGGCCAUCAAACGAAAAUACCUCUACAUUUCCAGCUACGCCGUGCCUGCUGUGAUAGUCGUUAUCUCCGCGGCAAUAAAACCCAAAGGAUACGGAUCGAAUAAUGGCUGUUGGCUGACCCUGGAGUCAGGUUUCCGCUGGAGUUUCCUGGGGCCAGCCUGCCUGGUGAUCGUGGUCAACACUGUGCUGCUAGCUUGGACACUCUGCCUAUUGAGGAAACAUUUUGCUUCACGCAACAAGGAAGUGUCAAAGCUCCAAGAAACCAGAACCCUGACCCUGAAGGCUGCCGCACGGAUGCUUGUUUUGGGAAGCACCUGGAUCUUGGGAAUAUUCCAGGUGGAUGAGAGCACCAUGGUGUUGUCCUCCUUGUUCACCAUCAUCAACAGUCUGCAGGGGAUGUUUGUAUUCCUCAUUUACUGCGUCUUCAACCGCCAGGUGGCGACUGAAUGUCGGAAAUGGUUGACCAAAAAGCACAAGAAUUUCACCACCGAAUCCUCACAGAUUGAGAUGACUGAGACAUAAAACGUUAUAAGCGGAAGGUUCAAGACUCAAGGACAAGAUUUAUCUCAGUGGAUCUUCCUCCUUUCAUGCUCUCUCACUGUCGUUCCCCAACUCGUUCUGCUUUCUACCCUGAAGAUUAUGGAUUGAAGUCACGCUCCAGUGGUGGGAGAUUAACGUUUCAGGAAUGCUUGCUCCUCCAGUGUUAUUUGGCUCAUCCUGGGCUUGUGAAAAUACACUGUACAAUGUAAGGCAGUGUCUGCAAGUAAGCUGAUCAGGGAAUGUGUGGAUGAACAUUGGCUUUUGUGCAUGUGACCACAAAUAUACAAUACAAUACAAUACAAUACAAUUUAUUGUCAUUUGAGCCCCAGUGAGGCUCAAACGAAAUUCUGUUUCCACAGCCAUACAAACAAAGACAAUUUCCUAGACAUACACACAAUUUAAUUCACACAAACAUCCAUCACAGUGGACCCACUGUGAUGGAAGGCAAAGUCUUUUCUCUCCCCUGUUCUCCAUGUCUCUCCCGAUAUCCAAGCCCCAGGUGGGCGAUGAUAAGUCCCACGGCCAUUUUAGGCCGUGCCGGGCGAUUUACGGCCCCGCUCCCGGUCUAAAUGUCACAAAGUUGGAGCCCCCGGCGGGCGCUGGAAUGUCCCACGGCCAUGAAGCCGCGCCGGGCGAUGUACGUCCCCGCUCCAGGUCGUUCCAACCCCGCGACACGGGCUGGAGAAGUCGCGUUGCGGGAGCUCCGGGAAGCGGUCUCUCUCCCCCCGGACCCGCGAGCUCCCGAUGUCCCAGUUCACCGGACCUGUGGCUGCGUUGCUGGAGCCUCCGAGCCCCAGGAGUCGAGUCGCAGCAGCGAGUCACCACCGCUCCCCACGCUCCGAGGCCGGCCAGCCCCACGAUGUUGAGUAGUCCGCAGCUCCGCAGUCUCCCGAGCCCACGGGUCGUUCAGGUUGGAGGCCGCUCCACGGUGCUAGGCCCCAACGACAACGGAGACCCGACAGGGAAAAGGUCGGGUCUC
This is a messenger RNA of Leucoraja erinaceus (little skate), 2701 nucleotides long. RefSeq names its product adhesion G protein-coupled receptor E1-like. The record is from RefSeq and is a predicted model, not a curated record. The transcript has 14 exons. Gene Ontology annotation, molecular function: G protein-coupled receptor activity. Gene Ontology annotation, cellular component: membrane. The coding region runs from base 1 to 1704 and encodes 567 amino acids. Gene Ontology annotation, biological process: cell surface receptor signaling pathway; adenylate cyclase-activating G protein-coupled receptor signaling pathway. Lineage: Eukaryota; Metazoa; Chordata; Chondrichthyes; Rajiformes; Rajidae.